Molecule: messenger RNA, 1583 nt
Organism: Anas platyrhynchos (mallard)
Lineage: Eukaryota; Metazoa; Chordata; Aves; Anseriformes; Anatidae
Gene: LURAP1
Product: leucine rich adaptor protein 1
Biological process (GO): positive regulation of cytokine production; positive regulation of canonical NF-kappaB signal transduction
Source: RefSeq, a predicted model, not a curated record
CCCGGUGCCGCCCGCAUGGAGCUCGGCGGGGAGGCGCUGCCCGCGGAGCUGCGGGAGCUGGCGGGGAAGCUGGGCCGCCGGCCGCCCGCCGGGCUGCUGCGGGGGCUGCGGGCAGAGCCGCCCCUCCCGGUGCCGCUCCCGGUGCCGCUCCCGGUGCCGGUUCGCGGAGCCCGCCCGCCGCUCGCCGAUCGCCUCCGGGCGCUCCGCGUGGAGCUGGCUUACCUGCGGGCGGUGGACGUGAAGAUCCUGCAGCAGCUGGUGCUGGUGAACGAGGGCAUCGAGGCGGUGAAGUGGCUGCUGGAGGAGCGGAGCGCGCUGCCCAGCCGCGGCAGCAGCCUGGCCAGCAGUCAGUACAGCCUGGCGGGCAGCCAGGCGGCCUCGCGGCGGGGCAGCUGGGACAGCCUGCAGGACCCCCUCCCCGACAAGCUGGACAGCAUUUCGGUCGGCAGCUACCUGGACACGCUGGCUGACGACCUGGACGAGUAUUCCCAACACGCCCCCGAGCCUCCCGUCCGAGCCCCGGGGAGAGCCGAGCAGGAUUGGGGCAGGAUGGACCCCGAAAAAGCGCUCGGGAAGAUGGAAAAGGGCAAAGCGGAGCACUGAGUGGCCCCCCGGAGACCUCGCCCCGGAGCAGCAGCGGUUUGCCAAGGAGCCCCAAGUGGCCAACGGGUACUUGGGCAAGCAGCCCGGCCCUUUGGAACCGGGCAAAGACCCCAAAAUGCCAGCGGGGGCCGGGGAGAGGAUGGGGAAGGCUCGGAAAGCCGAGGGUGACUCGGAGAGCUGCAAGCUCACCAGCAAACUGCACGCGGAGUACGACGCCCACUGGCGCUGGCUGCAGUCCCAGGACGACGUGACGUUCUUGUAGCCCCUCUGCCGGUCCUCACGCCCCCGGCCCCGCUCCCCUCAUCGCCUGCUCUGCUUCCUUCGGCCCCGCUCGGGAGCGUGGUGUGGCUGGGAGGGGGGUCGGGGUGGCUGGGGGGUGUCCCCUCGUCCCUCCGAGCCCCCCGCGUGGGGACGCAGCUCGGAGGGGCCGGGUGCGGGCUGCCCGCCCCGUGGGCAGUUUGUGGGGAGGGAGGAUGAGGUGGGUUCCCCUAAAAUUAAUCCUUUGCUCUGGGGUGAGCUGAGCGCCCCCGUUGGGCGUGCUUGUCUCCAUCGCCCUCUCCAAGGCCAGCAUCCCUCAGGUCUGACCUGCAGGAUUUGGGGCCACAGCACGUGGUCGAUGCCAAAAUCCCCUUCCCUGGAGGGGCAGGAGGUUUCUGUGCCCUGCAAUGUGGUGGGGUGGGCACCGUGGCUGCUCCGUGGGGCUCUCUCAGUGCCCUACAGAGGAGGGAUUUCGGCACAGAUCUCCCCUCCCUGCGUGCCUGCAGAAGGGCAGAGCAAAGUGGGGGUUUCCUGAUGUGUUUCGAGGCUCCUCCACCAGCGUGGAUUUGCAGUGCCCCUGCCCUGGAGAUGCCCUCUGUGCCCUUGGCUUCUUCCCGUGCCUUUCAGUGCCCACCCGCUGUGCCCCCCAGCACCCCUGGCUUGCAGAGCAUGGCUUGUGCUGGAGCAGGAUCUGCUCCCUCCAACAGGUGAUGCGGGGAAGG